Molecule: messenger RNA, 5110 nt
Organism: Lepisosteus oculatus (spotted gar)
Lineage: Eukaryota; Metazoa; Chordata; Actinopteri; Semionotiformes; Lepisosteidae
Source: RefSeq, a predicted model, not a curated record
UGUGUGUGGUUGUCUAGGUGAAACAUGUCUGCCGCCGAGGAGGAUACUGAGCUUCGAGACCUGCUCAUCCAAAACUUGGAAAACAGUGGAGUUUUGAAUAAAAUCAAGGCUGAACUACGGGCUGCUGUGUUUCUUGCUUUGGAGGAACAAGAGAAAAUAGAAAGCAGAACACCUUUGGUCAAUGAAAGCUUAAAAAAGUUUUUGAAUACCAAAGAUGGGCGCUUGGUGGUCAGCCUCAUCAUGGAUUUUCUGCAGGUUUUUAACUUAGAUUUUACAUUGGCUGUUUUUCAACCGGAGAUAAACACACUAAAUGGGUUAGAGAACCGAGAGGCUGUGGCCAAGGAGCUGGGCAUUACAGAGCCCGAGGGAAACAAGGUUACACCGCUGUUGUUGGAGGUAAUAAGGAGAGGCCGCCACAAGGAGAAAAUCGGCUUUGCAGAGGGGGAUCGGGCUCUUCAUAUUCCUAAGGAACUAUCACCUAAACAGAUUGCUGACGCUAGGAAAAACUUUGACCAUUAUGACAAGGACAAAAAUGGUGAGAUAAGCAAAGAUGAAUUGAGAACUGUCUUCACUGAUCUUUUUCCUAACUUUCACAAGAAUAUGCUGGAGAGAUACCUUACAGAUGAGUUCAGAGCUAUGGACAAAGACUUCAGUAAUUCAAUAGACUUCCAUGAGUUUCUGGGGAUGUACAAGCGUUUAUUCAUACAGUGUAGAAGUGUGGUUGCAAAUGAUGUCUCUGACAUUGUUCACUUGCCUGGUAAGUCUACUGAGGAGAAAAGAAGUACUACUUCUCAGCCAGCCAGCAAGGAUGAAGAGAUACCCAGAUAUAAAGGAUUUGUUAAACAGAGAGAGGAGAAGGCUGGUAAGAAGAUGAUGGAAGCCAGCCAUAGUGAUACAAGCUUGCCAUCUUUGAAGAGUAAAAGCAUCGUCCACACAUCAGCCAGAGAAUCAAAGCAAAGCGAGAACAGCAAAGGAACGUCUCUGAUGAAGAAAGAACAAGAUUUGGAUGUAGAUGAAGAGGAUGAAGGUGAUUCUUUCUUUGAUGAUCCACUUCCCAGACCUCAGAAAACAUACGGCUGUCUUUCCAUGGCAGAUAAAAGUAUUUCAGGGACAAGUGUCCCUGAAAACAAGAUGAGCAUUAGUCCCAAAGAAAUAAACUGGCCACAAAAGGACAAAAGUAUUUCAUUUUCGCAAAUGAAGAAGAACAGUAGCCUGAAUGACCUCUCUGCUAUAAACAGUGACACUGAUGAAGAUGCAGAGGAUCGUUUUGCAGAAAAUGAUAACAGGUACAGCCUAGAUGGGAGGAGAACUGACUCUGCUAAACCACUUGGAAGCCUCACCUCUUUGUCAGAUGCACCUCCUCUAAAGACAAGUUUAGGAUCCACAGAUGGGGAAGCACCACUGAAGCCAAUUUCAGAAAACAGGAAUGGUAAUGAAAAAGACAGAGGAUUGAAAGACUUGACAAGAACAAAUGACAAAAUAAGUUCCCUUGGUUUAGGAUAUGAAGAUGAAGAAUAUGAUGAUGAUUUUAACAGCACCAGUCAUCAGUCAGAUAAAACAAAAAGUGAGGUAAGCAUUGGAGAAGAGAUCGAAGAGGAGGUCUCCAUCGAAGGGGCAGAUUUCAGUACCACUGACAAGCUUGAAGACCUAACUCUGGAUCACAGCAUUUCACAGUUCAGUAACUCUGCAGACUACAUGGAGGGAGUAGAAUAAAUGGAAUAUAAGUGACUGUGUAUCUGAAGAAAGGCCUGAAAACACACCUGGUUCUAGUCAGUCUUUUUUGAGUAAAUUAUGGAGUUCUUAAAUGUUGGUGAACUAGAUUUUACUACAAUUUUCAUUUUUAUGAAAUAAGAUGCUUUUCAGAAAAAAAGUUAUGUCUGUGUUUGGGUGCACUCCAGAAACCAUGCCAAGAAAGAAAAGACUGUUGUGAACCCUUUACGAAUAUUGUGCAUUGUCUGGAAAGUGAAACUAGAUCACAGCAGAAUCUACUGCUGUGUUGUUAAACGAACAGUUUUGAACUGUAGCAGCAAAGAGAUUAGUCAAUACAAAGCUAUUGCAACUAUUUAAGGUGUAGUACUGUACUGUGACUGUUGACAAACAUAAUACAUUAUCUUUCAAGCGAAAACAGAUGGCUGUGACAAAGGUUUUGAUAACUGCUAAGAAUUUAUGUAUGGUACACUUCUUUAAAUGGUACAAGGUUUAUAGAGCUACUCAGGGGUAGAGAAAUGUACCACAUACCAAUGCAAAAAUAUGAAAUUUUGUGUACUGUCGUUUGAACCAAACCGCCGUGUAAAUAUUUUGAUGCACCCAUGCAUAAAAAUCAUCUUGAGAAAGAUAUCCACAUUUAGGAUGUCUCUUAUGGCUUAAGAGAUGUUUAGUACUUUAACCAUUAAGAUUGGGUUGAGAAAAAAUAGUGUAAUUAUGCUAUAUUAAAUACCUGCUACCACAUACUUGCUAAUGUGUUCCAUAAAUGUAUUUAUUAAACCCAAAGUGGGUUUGAAAACUGAGUUAAUUCUCCUAUCUUUUUUUUUAAUAUAGUUGUUGCCUAGAUUUUGGUUUAGUAAACAGUCAUGGAACUCAUUGUCAAGUUUGUGAGAUUUAUUUUAGGUUGAACUUUAAAAUGUGUACCUUCUGCACAAGACUUUAGUGAUUUGAUCAUUUGAAACGGUAUGACCUUAAGACACUAAUUUGCUAUACAUCAUAAGGAGUUUGUGAAAAGUAUUUUUUAGGGGACAUUUUGUGUAAAUAUAAAAUUGAAUCCCUGUCUUGUCUGGUAUGGUCCUCUUGGAACAACAAUCGCAAAAGCCUUUGGGAAAUAAUUUGUUAUAAAAAAAAGACAGGCAGUGAAACGUGAAAAUUUAUGUAUUGAACUCACAGGUAAUCUUUAGUGCACAAGAAAUCUUUUUAAUUGCUGUUAAAUUGAUAGUCAGUGUAUUAAAAAAUAAAUUAUCACAACACCUGUCUAAUUCAUUAAGGACAAAACUGUGGUAUGUGUACCUGAAUUUAAAAUAUCGAAAAAGGUUCAGACUGUGCAGCAUCUGAACAGAGUCUAUUCACUGGACAGGGUUUCAGAGUUUGUUUACUUUUUGGUUUCAUCUAUCAAUCAUAGCAAAAUAAAGUUAGUAGAAUAGGGUUUUUAAUGCUAGCAACAUUUGUUGUCUUGUUCUUUUCAGUCUUUGUUACCAUAGUAGUAGUAAUAAGAAAGGUUACAAAAGAUAGAUCAGUUCAGACCAUUUAGCUUUUUUGGUUGCCAGUAGCUAAUUGAUCCAAAAAUCCUAAGAUCUUAUCAAGUAACAUGUCUGAGUCGCUCAUACUACACUUCCCCAAACCUUUUUGUAAACAAAUGACACCUGUUCUCAGUAUUCAGUGCACUUUUACAUAGUUUCCAGUUCUCUUCACAUUGUAUUUCACAGCUGAUCAGAAAAAAAUCUAUCAAACCAAAAGUAACAAAGGAGGAUAAGUUAUUUUAUCACUGGCAUGUUUCUGGUCUCUUUUUUAAUACGGUGGUCAAAAGUGUUAUACCUAUUUGCCCAGUUAAAUUCAAAUGUGGAUAGCAUUUUUUUUUCUAGUGUUCACCUGACAUGCUGCUGUUCACACAUAUAUACCAAUAUGGCUGCACAGUUGCCGCUUUGUUCUCACAUUGCAAACAGACUCUGUUGGCAAGCAUUACACUGACUUCAUCAUCAUAAUAUUACGCCUGGCCACAGCAGCUUCGCAACACAAGAAUGUGUGCUUCUGGAACUAAUCUAAAUGUUUAUGACUACCUUUUUUCAAAUGCAAUAUUAAUUUUAAAAAUUGUUCAUUGUUCAUUUAUAGGGAAAGCAUCCACUUACUCUUAAAGCUUGAUUUAUUUUUCCACGUUUUUUUACUUCUGUUUUUAUGUGUUAAAAUUGAAACUUUUUUAGCCACACAACUUCCAACUUUUAAAAUGGAGUUUAAAUAUAUCUAGUAUAAUAGAGCAUUUCAAAAUUUUUUUCAAUCCAUUUUAAUUUUAAUCUCCCUAGUGGACCAUACAAUUUUCACUAGGAAUUUAGAAUGUCAGCAUAGGUUUUCAAGUGGAACUAAAUUCAUUUGCUGUAUCACAGCAGUGCCAUAAUUAGUGAAAAGGUACAUGUAUCACUAGACAUUAUCAUGCUGUGUAAUUCCUUUUUUUUGUGCCAACAUAAAGUAUUUGUAAAGAUACCUUUAGUGAAACCAGAAAAUAGGUUAUGCCAUUAAAUUUAAAUGAUUAUACCACAUCAAAACAGGUAGAAUCCCUAAUGUAACAGGAAAGGAAAAAAGCAAAGCACAUUUUUCAUCUUGCAUGGUGACCCUGAUUUGGAAAUACAGUGUGACCAAAUUUACUGAACAAAUGUGGCUUAUGGUUUAAUGAUGAUUAGAAUAGAUAUAUAAAACCUCAAAUAUAGUUUCCAAUUUAUCUGACGGCAGUUUUAUAUUGACUUUAUUGCAGUCACAAAAUAAACAGUUUUAUUGGGUAUUUAUAUGAAUAUUUCAGUUUAUUUACUACAGUAUAGUAGAAAGACCAGAAUUAUUCUUUGUGUUCUUCAUUUUUUCUUUUCCAAAGAAAAAAGGUUAUUUUUUUAUGUUUUUAAUGUCUUUGAAGUGUAUAUUUUUACAUGGCUACAGUUACAGGUUAGCAAAAUGCACAGCUGUAUACAGUAAAUGUGAAUCGCUUUAGUUAAAUGAGUUUAAUUAAAUUUAAGAAAAAUCAGUUGUGUUCAAGCUGUGUGUGUCUGUUCAUAACAGGACAAAACACUGCAAGACAAUUAGCAUUACUGUAGGCUUUGUCAUGUACAGAAAAGUUAAAAUUCCCAACUCUGUUUUAAUUGAAAAUAGAUGUUGUGACUAUUCAUAAAACAGACACCAGAAGUAGAGGAUACAAAUGGAAAUGAAAGUACAGGCUUAUUCAAGCAAAAAGAGAAAUGGGGAAAUGCAGUAUAGAGUGCUUUAAAGAGAGGUUGAGUUUUUCCGCUGUACCAAGUCUCAAAGCAUUGUAGGUUAAGCACCAGUAUUUACAGGUUUCAGUGUGCUAUAGCCAUACUAUUGAAUACAUUCACAUUGUAUGAGUAUGGACUCAGGAUAUUAAUAAAUGUUUGCAAUCGACAUUUCA